Messenger RNA from Jatropha curcas, 1522 nucleotides. Its product is annotated as Nucleotide-sugar transporter family protein. Gene Ontology annotation, biological process: pyrimidine nucleotide-sugar transmembrane transport. Lineage: Eukaryota; Viridiplantae; Streptophyta; Magnoliopsida; Malpighiales; Euphorbiaceae. Gene Ontology annotation, cellular component: Golgi membrane. The record is from RefSeq and is a predicted model, not a curated record. Gene Ontology annotation, molecular function: pyrimidine nucleotide-sugar transmembrane transporter activity.
GCCGUUUUGUCAUUGUGUGGCAUUGGCAUGACAUGGUCAUUUCAUUUACCUGAAUGAGGAAACAGAAAGACAAUUAAAAGAGAAUAAUAUAUAUCAGACGACGGAGCUAAACGGAGAAGAAAAGGAAAACGAUGCAGUGGUAUUUGGUUGCCGCGCUUCUCACCAUCCUCACUAGCUCUCAGGGAAUUUUGACAACUCUAUCUCAAAGUAAUGGAAGGUAUUUGUACGACUAUGCAACUGUGCCAUUUCUUGCUGAAAUUUUCAAGCUAGUGGUUUCUGGGUUGCUGCUUUGGAGAGAGCACCGGACAUCCACGUCUGUGAGGAUGACGACAGAAUGGAAGAGUGUGCGCUUAUAUCCAAUUCCAUCAAUCAUAUAUCUAAUUCAUAACAAUGUUCAGUUUGCUACACUGACUUAUGUGGACACAUCUACAUAUCAGAUAAUGGGAAAUUUGAAGAUUUUUACCACCGGCAUAUUAUUCAGGUUAUUCCUGAGGAGGAAACUGUCUAAUCUGCAAUGGAUGGCAAUUGUUUUAUUAGCUGUUGGAACAACUACGAGCCAGGUUAAAGGCUGUGGAGAGGCUUCAUGUGAUUCCCUAUUUUCAGCUCCAAUCCAAGGUUAUAUGCUGGGUAUCCUGUCUGCUUGUCUAUCUGCAUUGGCAGGUGUAUACACAGAGUUUCUGAUGAAGAAGAACAAUGACAGCUUGUACUGGCAAAAUGUACAAUUGUAUGCAUUUGGCGUUAUAUUUAAUAUGGCAAAGCUUAUCCUAGAUGAUUUUAGAGGUGGAUUUGAGAAGGGGCCAUGGUGGCAACACCUUCUCAAUGGUUAUAGUACUACUACAUGGAUGGUGGUUUUGAAUCUUGGAUCCACUGGCUUGCUGGUAUCAUGGUUGAUGAAGUAUGCUGACAAUAUUGUGAAGGUAUAUUCCACAUCAAUGGCAAUGUUGCUGACGAUGGUUUUAUCUGUAUACCUUUUUAGCUUCAAGCCUACAUUGCAGCUUUUCUUGGGUAUCAUCAUCUGUAUGAUGUCACUGCAGAUGUAUUUUGCCCCUCCAACCAUGCUUGUGGAUUUGCCUACAGUGGUCAAAGCUCCACCUGAAAGCCUAAAAGAAGUUUCUAUUGAUCGGCGAACAGAUUCCUAAUGUUUAACAUAUCUAGAUGCUCAUGGUUUUGCCAGGUGCUCCCUGAAAGUUGCACUGCAAGUUGUUUGAAGUGAUAAAGACGCAACAAACUAGAUGUUAUAAAAGAGGUUCUUUACUCGUUCGCCCAGAUAUCUCCUUGGAUAGAUUUUGGGACCAAUUUUAGAAACAUCAGAUUCUUUUAUGUUACAAGCAAAUGCUGUUCCAGGGUGAGACGUUGGUGUUAGUUAUAGAAGCAAAAACUUGGUGAUUCUUUUCUAUUAUGUAGUUUAAGAGACGAGAUUGUUCUUCAAAAACUUUCUUUUUGAAAUUUUCUGGAAUGUACUUUGUGACACAAAAAGAAAGCUUGUGCAGAAACAUUAAUUAUGAAUUGAAUUGAUUUAUCU